Messenger RNA from Scheffersomyces stipitis CBS 6054, 1954 nucleotides. It is a transcript of the gene MET2, whose product is annotated as homoserine O-acetyltransferase. The transcript has 2 exons. Gene Ontology annotation, biological process: L-homoserine metabolic process. Lineage: Eukaryota; Fungi; Ascomycota; Pichiomycetes; Serinales; Debaryomycetaceae. Bases 444 to 1877 code for a protein of 477 amino acids. The record is from RefSeq and is a predicted model, not a curated record. Gene Ontology annotation, molecular function: homoserine O-acetyltransferase activity.
AGACUGCAGUAUCAUCUGAGCAAACCACAUAAGCGAUUUUCACUCGUAUUGCAUCACUUUCUGCUACUUUCCGGAUCCAACUAGCGAAUUAGGCAGUGACACCAAGGAACGACUUACCGUAUCGGGCCCACCCCCAAUUUUUCAGUUAUUAAUUCUAGGAUCCACAGUUUCCUAAAAGGCGAAACCCAAAAGGCGAUACUAAUUUACUAUUGCAGCCAGGGAUUAUUUCGAACGAUCAAAUCGUGCACAAUACAACCUACUGCCAGAAAAAAGUUUGACUGAUAUUUUCAUUAUAUCCAUGUUCUCUACUAGCAAGCAUUUGGUACUCUACUGAUACUCCACGAGGUACUUCUAUUACAAAAGAACAAUAUAAAUCGGCUCAAGAGUCGCAUCAUUGAUCCACUCACCCGCAUUCCAUCAUCCGACCCGAACCGCAAAGUAGAAUGACUACCUUUAACAAUCAGGUGUAUGAAGACAUCACUGCUGAGCAGAAAAGAACGAAUUCGUACGCCAGUCUCGUUCCUGGCCAGACCAUUGUAGAAAUCCCCUCCUACACGCUUGAGUGUGGAGAGGUCUUGUCACGUUUCCCUGUAGCCUACAAGACGUGGGGUAGAUUAAACGAAGAGAAAGACAACGUCAUUUUGAUCUGCCAUGCCUUGACUGGAUCCUCUGAUGUCCAGGACUGGUGGGGACCCUUGCUUGGUACUGGCAAGACGUUUGAUCCCUCACGCUACUUCAUCAUCUGCAUCAAUUUCCUCGGUUCACCCUACGGCUCGGCUUCUCCUGUCAGUAUUGACAAGUCUACAGGUAAGCCGUAUGGACCCUCUUUCCCAUUGGUCACAGUAAAAGACGACAUCGGUAUCCAGAAGUUGAUCUUGGACUCGUUGAGUGUCAGAUCGAUCGCUUGUGUCAUUGGUGGAUCUAUGGGAGGCAUGCUUGCCUUGGAGUACUCUGCUACAUACAACAAGACAAACUACGUUAGGUCUAUAAUAGCGCUUGCCACCUCUGCUCGAGCCUCAGCCUGGUGUAUCUCAUGGAACGAAACCCAGAGACAGUGUAUCUUUAGCGAUCCGUUCUACGAUGACGGCUAUUACUACGAGAACAAUGGCAUCAAGCCUGACUCGGGGCUUAGCGCUGCGAGAAUGGCUGCGCUCUUAACGUAUCGUUCAAGAAACUCUUUUGAAACCAGAUUUGGCCGUAAGUUGCCCAACAAGAUCGGCUCAGAAAAAAGAAAGCGAGAUGAAGAAGAACAGGGCAUCAGAUACCCUAAGACAAAAGACGAAGAGAAUUGGUUGUUACACAACGAAGGCUCCAGAUCGUCCAGAUCGUCAUUGAACAGAACUUCAUCGCAAAGUAGCAUCAACAUGACCAGCAAGCCCCAAACUUACUUCACGGCUCAGUCGUACUUGAGAUACCAAGGUAACAAGUUUAUUACUCGUUUUGACGCCAACUGUUACAUAUCUAUAACCAGAAAGCUUGACACCCACGACAUCACCCGAAGCCGAAUCUCGGUACAAGACACGGUGGAAGACCCGUUGCCUAGUUUCUUGCAGAGCUUACAACAGCCACAUUUGAUUAUAGGUAUCCAAUCAGAUGGGUUGUUUACCUACGGUGAACAGCAGCUCUUGGGUGAGAAUAUCCCUGACUCGAGCUUGAAGAAGCUCGACUCUCCAGAAGGGCAUGAUGCCUUCUUGUUGGAGUUCGAAUUGAUCAACAACUACUGCUUGAAGUUCUUACAAGACAAGUUGCCUGAAUUCUACGACGUGACAUCUGGAAAGUACCAGCCGUUUGAGAACUGGACCGAGUUCGUGGACAGCACUGACAAUGGAGGUAACUCUGUGUUUGGUGAGGCUGAGAAGAACAUUACCAAUUGGUAGACUAAUGGCAUGAAAAAUGUAUAUCUGUUAAUAAGAAGUAAAUAUCUAAUACAUGGAAAUAAAAAGUAUAUAUUUAA